Molecule: messenger RNA, 1557 nt
Organism: Eriocheir sinensis (Chinese mitten crab)
Lineage: Eukaryota; Metazoa; Arthropoda; Malacostraca; Decapoda; Varunidae
Exons: 4
Coding region: 54-1466 (470 amino acids)
Cellular component (GO): extracellular region
Molecular function (GO): chitin binding
Source: RefSeq, a predicted model, not a curated record
GUCCAGCUCACAGCCACUCCUGCCCCGACGUCCAGACCACCUAGACCAGGAAGAUGGCUAGUAGACCCGACUUCUUCCUCGGCUGUUUGGUGGUGGGGUGCUACCUGGUGGCGGCUGUGCAAGGAGGGACCCUCACGUGCCGCCAGGAGGGCAGGUUCCCACACCCGGAGGACUGCGGCAGCUACGUGGACUGUAUCCGGACCGCCGAUGGGAAGUUUCGAGUGCGGGAAGGAUUCUGCCACGGGUUCGCCUUUUCCGGGAAAGAGCGGAGGUGUGUUGACCUCGCCGACAAGCCUGACUGUGUACCUAAGGCGACCAGGGUCUCAUUUCCUCUCUCUGCAUUCAACUUCCUGUGUGCAGAAGACGAAAUGAGGACAGACUGCCUCAAUUGUAACUUGGCCUUCACCUGCGUCACGGGCACCGCAGUAGUGGACAUAUGUGACAGCGAUAGCUUGUGUGAAGUAUCAGGUGACUUCGGGGGCUCCGUCUGCCUGCCCAUCCCGUCAACCACCACAAAGUGUAAGUGUGACAAAACGGGACUGUUCCAGGACCCCCACAACGCGACGUACUUCAGUUACUGUGACAUAAACACGCAACCAUACUCGUUGGAGACCUUCAUGUGCCCGGAGGGGUUAACUUUCAAUAGCUUGACCCAGAAGUGCGAGGACUCCAUUCCACCCACUCCACCAGAGACACCUCUUUGCGAGGACAGGACCGGCUCCUUCGUGAACCCGAAUGACUGCCGCUAUUACUACACCUGCAUACCCGGCGGCAUCGUGCGUACCAGCAACUGCUCUGAGGGUCAGUACUACGAUGCGGUGAAUGGCAAGUGCGAGAAAAAAUGCACGUUAGCUCCACCCAACGCCUCGCUUGAGCCAUGUAAGGCCUUGGGCCAUUUACCCCACCCAAGCAAGGACUGCACCAAGCACCUCGUGUGCAAGAAGAUAGGUGAAGACCCCGAGGUAAAAGACUGCCCCCAGGACAUCUACUAUAACGAGACGGCCAGAGCGUGCAAGGACACGAAGCCCUCAGCAGACUGCAAGGCCAACGGUGGAUUCGACUACUAUUCGUGUCCCGGCCACGACGAUGUCGCCUGUGGGGGGAAUGUCAAAGUGAAACGCCGCAGCGACACUGCGGACGGCGGCAACGACCCAGGGGACGGCGGCAGUGACCCAUUGGACGGCGGCAGUGACCCAGGGGACGGCGGCAGUAACCCAGGGGACGGCUUCAGCGACCCAGGGGACGGCAGCAGUAACCCAGGGGACGGCUUCAGCGACCCAGGGGACGGCGGCAGUAACCCAGGGGACGGCUUCAGCGACCCAGGGGACGGCGGCAGUAACCCAGGGGACGGCUUCAGCGACCCAGGGGACGGCGGCAGUAACCCAGGGGACGGCUUCAGCGAUCCAGGGGACGGCAGCAGUAACUCAGGGGACGGCUUCAGCGACCCAGGGGACGGCGGCAGCUGAACUAGUUAAAGCUGGUCCUCUGCGCCACUGUUUAAAGUCUUGUUGGCACAGCAGGUGUAUGAAAGAAGUAUAAUAAAAUAAUAUCGUUUGA